AACAACAGUACAUGUCAUUUCUUGAGAUUCUGGGGCAUGUGCAGAAUUUUAAAAAUAAUAUAAAAUAAAGAGAUUCAAGAAAUGUACAAGGAGAUGGAAAGGAAGUACCUACAGCUGGGGGUAAAUGAGAGCAUCCUCUGAACUGUUGGGCUAAAUUCUGUCUGGACACCGUUUGUCUCAAUGUCCUAUGGCUCUGCUCAGGAAAACUAGGAAAGGGCUUAGAGGCUUUCAAGGCAUGGCUGGACACUCCAUCUUGUAUUUCAUCCUCCUGAGUGCUCUGAUUGACAAGUGCCAACCCUGUUACUGUGAUCACUACCCAUGGAGUCAGUGGUCCCCCUGCUCAAAAAGCUGCAAUUAUGGAAUCCAGAGCAGACAAAGAAAAAUAGUGGUUGAUCAGUACUAUGUGGGUAACUUUUGUGACCAGAUUUGCAAAAAACUGGAGACCAGAGAAUGUAACUGGCAACACUGUCCUAUCAACUGCCUCCUGGGAGAUUAUGGACCGUGGUCAGACUGCGACCCUUGUGUUGAAAAGCAGUUUAAGGUUAGAUCCAUCUUGCGCCCUGGUCAGUUUGGAGGACAACCAUGUACUGAGCCCCUGGUGACUUUUCGACCAUGCAUUCCAUCUAAGCUCUGCAAAAUUGAAGAGGUCGACUGCAGGAAUAAGUUCCGCUGUGACAGUGGCCGCUGCAUUGCCAGCAAGUUAGAAUGCAACGGAGAAAAUGACUGUGGGGACAAUUCAGAUGAAAGGGACUGUGGAAGAAUAAAAUCAGUGUGCCCGGGGAAGAAGCAGCAUCUUCCCAUCCCCAGCGUACAGCUGAUGGGUGCUGGGUAUCAUUUUCUAGCAGGAGAGCCCAGAGGAGAGGUCCUUGAUAACUCUUUCACUGGAGGAAUAUGUAAAACUGCCAAAAGCAGUAAAGCAAGUAAUCCAUACCGUGUUCCAGCCAAUUUGGAAAAUGUCAACUUUGAGGUAAAAACUGAAGAAGAUGAUUUUGAAACAGAUUUCUACAAGGACUUAAUUACUCUUACAAGUAACAAAGAUCAACAAGUUUCAUCUUCAGAGGGAUACCUAAAAGGUGUUUAUGUACCAAUUUUUUAUUCUUCAAAGAAAACUCAAAGCACCACCCAUAAGUAUGCCUUCAAACAAGCCAUAGAAGCCUCUCACAGAAAGGAUUCUAGUUUUACUAGGAUCCAUAAAGUGAUAAAAGUUUUAAACUUCACAAUGAAAAGUAAAGAUCUGCAGCUUUCUGAUGUCUUUUUGAAAGCACUUAACCACCUGCCUCUGGAAUACAACUUUGCUUUGUAUAGCCGAAUAUUUGAUGACUUUGGGACUCACUAUUUCACCUCCGGCUCCCUGGGCGGCGUGUAUGACCUUCUCUACCAGUUUAGCCUCGAGGAACUCAAGAAUUCAGGUUUAACAGAGGAAGAAAUCCAAAACUGUGUCCGGUUUGAAACAAAGAAACGCUUUUUGUUUUUUAAGACAACAAAAGUGGAAUACCGGUGCACCAAAAACAAGAUGUCCGAGAAAUACGAAGGUUCGGUUUUGCAGGGAGCAGAGAAAUCUAUUUCCCUGACUCGAGGUGGGAGGAGUAAGUACGCCGCCGCCUUGGUGUGGGAGAGGGGGAACUCUGGUCCUGCGGAGAAGGAAUUUUCGGAGUGGUUAGAAUCCGUGAAGGAAAAUCCCGUUGUGAUUGACUUUGAGCUUGCUCCCAUCACGGACUUGGUGAGAAACAUCCCCUGUGCGGUGACAAGACGGAGCAACCUCAAGAAAGCUUUCCGAGAAUAUGCGGCCAAGUUUGACCCUUGCCGGUGCGCUCCAUGCCCUAAUAACGGCCGCCCCACGCUCUCGGGGACCGAGUGUCUGUGUGUGUGCCAGAGCGGCACCUACGGAGACAACUGUGAGAGACGCUCCCCAGACUAUAAAUCCAAUGCGGUGGAUGGGAGCUGGAGCUGCUGGUCUUCCUGGAGCACAUGUGAUGCUACUUACAAGAGAUCCAGAACCCGAGAAUGCAACAACCCCAGCCCCCAAAUGGGAGGGAAAAACUGUGAGGGGGAGAAGCAGCAAGAGGAGCACUGCACGUUUUCAAUCAUGGAGAACGAUGGACAGCCAUGUGUCGGUGAUGAUGAAGACAGGAAAGAAAUAGACCUCCCUGAGACAGAAUCAGAUUCAGGGUGUCCUCGGCCAAUUCCUCCGGAAAAUGGAUUUAUCCGGAAUGAGAAGAAACUGUACGCAGUUGGGGAAGAUGUGGAAAUCUCCUGCUUUACUGGAUUCACAACUGUGGGCUACCAGUACUUCAGAUGUUUACCAGACAGGACGUGGAGGCGAGGAGAUGUGGAAUGCCAACAGACACAGUGCCUCAAGCCAGUUGCGCAAGAAGGUCUGACGAUCUCACCAUUUCAGAAAUUGUAUGAAAUUGGCGAUUCCAUUGAGCUAACGUGCCCCAAAGGCUUUGUUGUUGCUGGGCCAUCAAGGUACACAUGCAGUGAGGGUUCCUGGACACCGCACAUUUCAGACUCACUCACCUGUGAAGGAGAUUUUUUGACAAAAUUAAAGGGCCAUUGUCAACCAGGACAAAAACAACUGGGAUCUGAAUGCAUUUGCAUGUCUCCAGAAGAAGACUGUGGCCAUUAUUCACAAGAUCUCUGCGUGUUUGAUACAGACACCAGCCAUUACUUUACUUCAUCUGCUUGUAAGUUUUUGGCCGAGAAAUGUUUAAAUAAUCAGCAACUCCAUUUUCUGCAUAUUGGUUCCUGUCAAGAUGGUCCACAGCUAGAAUGGGGUCUUGAAAGGAGAAGACUUUCAACCAAUAGCACGAAAAAAGAAUCCUGUGGCUAUGACACCUGCUAUGACUGGGAAAAAUGUUCAGCUUCCAUUUCCAAAUGUGUCUGCCUGUUGCCUGCUCAAUGCUUCAAGGGUGGAAGCCACCUCUACUGUGUCAGAAUAGGAUCAUCAACGAAUGAGAAAACAGUGAACAUCUGUGAAGUAGGAGCUGUACGAUGUGCCAACAGGAAAAUGGAAAUACUGUAUCCUGGGAGAUGUUCAGCCUAAAGCAAUUACUGAUAAACAGAUUUACUCUCUAAAAAUAAUUCCUACAAAAGGGCAUCCUCCUACAAAACAGCAGACUGGUGCACCCAGAAGUUAGACAUAAAUUCUUUUGUGUUAUUUUCAUACAAUUAUUCACCUUGCCUUAGCCUUUCCCAUCCAGUUUCAAUCCAUGAUGUUCUGUAGUUACACCCAGAUAAUAGCUUUCACAUUAAUCCAGUAAAUUCUUCUGUUCUUGUUGCACUAAAAUGAUGGGACUUCUGAGGACCUUAUGAAGCCUGUAGUAUUAAACAUUCUCAGAAAUAGAAUUGAGAACAAAAGCCAUAAUUGUCUUCAAUUAAUAAAUAAACAGAAACCUACAACUUGUAAAA
Molecule: messenger RNA, 3411 nt
Organism: Lutra lutra (Eurasian river otter)
Lineage: Eukaryota; Metazoa; Chordata; Mammalia; Carnivora; Mustelidae
Gene: C6
Product: complement C6
Exons: 19
Coding region: 188-3046 (952 amino acids)
Biological process (GO): immune response
Cellular component (GO): membrane attack complex
Molecular function (GO): protein binding
Source: RefSeq, a predicted model, not a curated record